AUGCAAAUCGCACGCAUCCUCACCACCCUCGCCCUCCUAUCUCCCCUCACCCUCGCACAAACAGACUCCACCAUCACCACCCCAAACCCCAGCCAAACAUCACCUCCAGGAGAUCCAACCUGCCCAACCAUAACCGUAACCACUGGCUCAACCUGCCCACAAAUCACACCCGUCUGCAUCCGGCCUCUCUGCAUUGAAAUCUCAACUAUCACGCAGCAAUGCUCUUGCGGCGCUGUGCCGACUGUGACGAGUUGUGAGACGGCGUGUGGGAGGGGAUGUGCGGUGAGUACGUCUGUUGCGUAUUUGCCGUGUUCGGUGAGCCCCAGUUCGUCUGGGAGUGGGAGUGUGAGUGUGAGUGUGACGUCGGGGACGGUGGUGACGAGUACGGAAUCGGGAACUGUGACUCCGACGGGUACUGAAUCUGGGACUGUGUCUCCACCUGCUCAGACGUCGUCGUUUGGGAAUGGGACGGUAAUAGUGACGCCUACGAGUACGAUUUCGAGUCCUACAGUCAUUGUCACGGGGGCUGCGGGUAAGAAGGAUCGUGUUGGGAAGGGAGGGUUGGUUUUGGGGGUGUUAGGGGCAGUUGUAGGACUCUUUUGA
This is a messenger RNA of Cadophora gregata, 603 nucleotides long. RefSeq lists its product as uncharacterized. The record is from RefSeq and is a predicted model, not a curated record. The transcript has a single exon. The coding region runs from base 1 to 603 and encodes 200 amino acids. NCBI's taxonomy places the organism in Eukaryota, Fungi, Ascomycota, Leotiomycetes, Helotiales, Ploettnerulaceae.